GAAGAGUCUUUGAUUCUAGUGUAGGUUUCUGCAGUUUUGCUGUUGGAUUUGGUAUUUAUCAAUUAGGGUUUUGUUUUGUUUGUGUGCUUCCGUGUUUAGUGACCAUGGCAUCCUCAAAGUCGUUCGUGUCUCUGUACGAGAACUCCCCUGUUGUUGGCGAGCCCUUUAGCCAGAGACGGGGUCUUACCCUCCAGAAUUCCGGCAGCUUAUCAGGGGGGAAUGGCGUCCAUGAAAAGGAAGCCAUAGUAGCAGAUUCUGAAGGCUUCAUCGGUGUUCUUGAAGUUUACGUACAUCAAGCUAGGGAUAUCCAUAACAUCUGCAUAUACCACAAGCAAGAUGUCUACGCCAAGCUUUGCUUGACGAGUGACCCUGAAACUACUGUGUCCACCAAGAUCAUCAACGGCGGAGGGAGGAACCCAGUUUUCGAUGAUCAUCUACAGCUCAAAGUUCGGACUCUAGAGUCAUCUCUCAAAUGUGAGGUCUGGAUGUUAAGCAGGGUGAAGAACUAUCUUGAAGAUCAGUUGCUGGGCUUCGCAUUGGUGCCUCUGUCUGAUGUCCUCGUGGGGAAUGGGAAGCUGGCACAAGAUUUCUCCCUCUCUUCCACAGAUCUCUUCCAUUCUCCAGCUGGGUUUGUCCAAUUGGCGCUCUCCUACAGUGGAGCAUCACCAGAUGUCUUGGAGAUUCCCUCUCCGGUGGCGUCUGCGAAUGCGAAAGCUGCCGCUGCGCCUGAUUCUGAAAUACCGGAUUCAAUCUCCUCUGAAUUCGAUAAGAUCGAGUUCCCAGAUCCUAACAUCGUCAAUGAAAACCAACUGAUGGUUUCUGAGUAUUAUGGUAUCCCAUGUAGCCCCUUGGACUCCCAGAGCUCCGAGAGCUUGGCCACUUCAGAGACCGAUAAUCACCUUAGUUCCAACGUUGGUGAUGGUGCUCAUGUGGUUGAAAGCUUCUCAACGGGUAGCUUGGAUUCCCUUGAAGUUCAGAAGAGUGAUACUCCGCCGAGCAGUGUUUCGACUAAUGGGUCUCCCCCUGCUUCAAUUCCUAGAAGUUUUCAAUCCGUCCCUGAUACUCCAGGAGAUAGAAAUUCUUCAGUUGAGGAGCGCCAAUCUCCAGUGAAAGAGAAAGGAGCCAACGUUGGAGAGGCUGAUAGUGAAGCCUCUAGUGGAGUGCCAAGCAGCAAAUUUUCGAAACCGCUCGUCAGUGUAAACAUUGAACCAGAGCCAACGAUGGUGCAGCAGGAUAUUGUGGACAUGUACAUGAAAAGCAUGCAGCAAUUUACAGAGUCUUUGGCAAAGAUGAAACUCCCACUGGACAUUGACAACGAGCCUAACAAAUUGGGAACUGCAACUCCCAAGUCAAACUCUGAUCUGAAAUCACCAGCUUCGAAGGGCACUGGCUCCAGAGUGUUUUAUGGAAGUAGGGCUUUCUUCUGAACUCUGACUUGGGUCAGUUUGAUGGAUACACAGGUGACUUAGAUUUUAGAAUCAAACACUAAUAGUAGUAGCGAGUAAGGGAGCUUUGUACUUCAGUUUGUAGUGGAACUUUACUUUACUUUUGUGUGCUGGAAUACUCCAGAGGUGACUGGGAAAGAACACUUUGUAUGUGUUAUUACAUUUGUUCUUACCACAGUUCCUAUCGCCAUGUAUUUGAUUAGUCUAUCAUCAUCUUUCCUGCUUUUUUCUAGUGAUUUGGUUACUUUUUCAUUA
Molecule: messenger RNA, 1700 nt
Organism: Telopea speciosissima
Lineage: Eukaryota; Viridiplantae; Streptophyta; Magnoliopsida; Proteales; Proteaceae
Exons: 2
Coding region: 105-1427 (440 amino acids)
Source: RefSeq, a predicted model, not a curated record